Molecule: messenger RNA, 1195 nt
Organism: Theobroma umbraticum
Lineage: Eukaryota; Viridiplantae; Streptophyta; Magnoliopsida; Malvales; Malvaceae
Source: RefSeq, a predicted model, not a curated record
GUGCUGAAAAUAGUUUAUGUUAUAAAUAUCAAUUACUUUUUUCAUUUUCAGGUCAAAAUUUUAAAAUGGAAAAAUAACUCUACUUCUUGAAAAUUUAUAGUCUUAAUCUGAUGUAGCGUGCUAUAUUGCUAUGCUACUUGCUUUCUUUCUUUCUUUCUUUUUUCUGAAACAAAAAUGGUACGGUCUUAUGCUAUAAAAGGGAAGAAACGGAAGACGAAAGAGGAGAAAUAUGAUAGAGAAGAAGAUGAAGAAGUAGAAGUAGAAGAGAAAGAAUCAGUUAAGCCAGCUUCUAUUAAAAAACCAAAAUGGGAGGCCCAACAUAAAGAAGUGGAAGAAGACGAAUUUGGAGCACAUGAACUUAUGGGAAUCCCAAUUGCCCACAGUGAUCAGAAGACAAAAAAAGAAAAAAAUGAGGUUGUUUUUUAUCUUGAGAAGGCUUCUUUGGAAGUUGCUAAAGUUGGAAAGAAGGGUAUUAUGCAAAGACCGACCAGUUUCAAACAGUGGGCCAAAGAGGUUCAUUGAGUUCUAGGUAUUAGAGAACCAAGAUUUGUACGUGAGGGUUGCUCAGAAGAAGGUAGUCUUCUGUGGAGAAGCACCAAAAGACAGCAAGCAUAAACAAGGUAGCCGCACCUAUUUGGCUUCAUCAGUCUUAUUUGCACUUGCUGUGAGAUCUUUAGGAUUAAUGCUACAAUGAAACAUGGUGUGCUCAGAAUGGUUCUUUCAAAAGUUAAGAAGAUCCAGAAGGAUGCAGCAUGUUUUGUUGAGGAACCUAGUCUAGCUUCAAGUAUGUCUAUUUUCACCUUGUUUUUCUCAGUUUUCUUUUUUUUUUUAUUUUGCAUAAUUUUUUUAUUUUUCAUUUUGCUACUAUUGGUUGGCUGAUCUUUGGGUUUCUUGUGGUGUUUUUUUGACACUUGGGGGUGUUUUUUGACACUUGCUGAGUUACUAUUGCUCUUGUUUUGCAUCUGCAUCUCAAUCUACAGGUCUAAAUCACGUUUCUUUCCUUUCCUUUUUCGUUAUUCCUUAUUUUCGUUCUUUCAUCGUUUUCUUUUGUAAUUUUAUGAAGGUUUUCUAACAUUUCAUUUUCUUGACAUACUGAAUCAAAGCUCACCAAAUUCUACAUCUCAGUGAAAGCCCUUUGCUGAAGUCUUGGAAAUCACCUGUAUGGUGUGUUUUAAUGCCAUCAGCCUCAUCUCUU